Laccaria bicolor S238N-H82 is the source of this 6156-nucleotide messenger RNA. RefSeq lists its product as uncharacterized. The record is from RefSeq and is a predicted model, not a curated record. Lineage: Eukaryota; Fungi; Basidiomycota; Agaricomycetes; Agaricales; Hydnangiaceae. The transcript is spliced from 42 exons. The annotation marks the transcript as partial. Gene Ontology annotation, cellular component: fungal-type vacuole membrane.
AUCGCUCUCCUGUUCAUAGUUCUCUUCCCCGUGGUCCGCGCUAUCGUACAGCUCGUGGUGAAGCGUUCUGAGCUUGAUAUCAAAGUCGCUGUCAUCACCCAGCCGCAGAAUACCACUUUCAAAUUAGGUCUGCAAGGAAAUGUCACCCACACAGGCAUCUUUUCUGCCAAAAUUCAGUUUACUGAACCCAUUCGCAUCUCUUGGGUUGAGGACGGUGGUACAGAGACGCCUCUUGGCACUAUGACCUUGGACGUACUCUCUGCCAAGCGUAAACAGGCGAUUAUCGACCAGAACACGACCUUCAUAAUAACCGAUCAAGCAGAAUUUGGUCGCUUCUCCAGUCACCUGAUUACUUCACAAAAUUUCACCUGGCGCUUGCAGAGCAACAAUUUACGCGUUCAAGCCCUCAAGUUUCCGUUGGCCAAAGGUGUAUCUUUUGACAAGACACUCACUUUGAAGGGCUUCAACAGUUUCGAUGGCAACAUUGUUCUGCGUGACCUUCAACUUCCAAGUGACGCCCCCAGCGGAGGUAUCAAUUUUGUAGCUGUAACCGAAAUCUCAAACCCAAGCCCUUUCUCUCUGAGUCUUGGCACCGCCGUAUUCGCACUUUCCUACCAGAACGCCUCGCUCGGCGUAGGCACUGGUGUAAAUACAAUAAUUUCGCCGGGGACAAAUCGAAUCUCCCUCAGUGGGAUUUUAGUAAAGCAGACAGACCCUACGAGCUUGGCCGCCCUCUCGCAGCUAUUUACAAAUUAUCUCAACGGGGAUUCCUCUCCAGUCAUUGCUCAAGGGCAGUCGACCCUGCAAUCAGACGGUUCCACCAUCUCGUGGCUUUCGCAAGGUCUUCAAAGUUUAAAGCUCAAUGUACCUUUCAAGCCGUUUGCUCCGAUUGAUCCCAUUCGAACAAUCUCAAUUGGGGAUCUCAGUCUUAAGUUUGACAAGGAGUCAUCUUGGACGCCUGCAGCAGAGAGUCACUCAGUGCGGGCUUCUCUUCAAUUGCCGUUUGGUUUCAACUUGGCAAUAGAUGAAAUACAGAACCAGUUCAACAUCGUAAAGAAUGGCAACGCUGUAGCAGGGCUCUCCACACCUCUCGGGGCAUCCACGUCCUCCAUUUCUGUCCUCAGUCACACCGCCACCACAGGAAUCAUUAAUAUCACCAUCAUGGCCACAAACUUGAGCUGUCCAGACCCACAGCAUCCCGCCUUUGCGGCGUUUAACACGGAUCUGACCAUUCAAGACACAGCCAAUUUCUUCCUAGUGGGUCAAUCGCGAGCAAUAGCCAAUCUAAGCAUCGGUCAAAUUACUCUGGAUCCCAUCAAGGUCAACGUCUCCACCAGUCUUCAGGGUCUUCAGGGUCUUAAAGGCAUGACAACAAUCGAGAACGUCGACGUGACUGGUGGAACCCAGACGGGCAUUAACCUUGGUAUCAAAGUCUCCAUUUUUAAUCCCUCCAGUCUUAAUCUUGCCACGGGUGAUUUAACUCUCCUAUUGUUAAGGGAUGGUGUUGCGUUGGGGACAGCGCUCCUGCCCGGUUUAACACUCCAACGGGGUAAUAAUAGUCUUACCGCUUCUUCGAACUUUCAGGCGAAUAAUAGUCCUCAAGGUCUCCAAACUCUCAACGAUUUUGUCGGAAAGAGAGAUGUUCAACUCGUGAUUGCUGGCUUCAACGGGAGCACUGAAAUGGCUUCGCUGGUGGAUGCCUUCAAAUCGAUAGAUAUCCAAGUGACACUUCCAGGCCUGAAGACAGACCUCUUAAAUUCCGCCGCUCUGAAAGUGUUACCCACAACAGGCCAGAACAACAUUAGCCAUGUCGCUGUCUCGAUUGCCAAUCCCUUCAGUGCUCCGUUGGCGAUAACUAAAGUCACAUCGAUUGUGAAGGCAUUUGGGAUAGUUCUAGGAAGCAUUAGCUCAAACGCAAGCUUCACUUCCGCCCCAAAGUCGACAACAGUUUCGCCAGCUCUGGACUUGGAUAUGAACUUUGAUCCCGCCGCUCUGUUCACGGUCACCCGUGCGUUGUCUGUCGAGGCAGGUCUGAACGUCGCUCCUCUCGAUUCCAUCGUGCAACUCGGGGGCAUUCAAUAUUUGACAACUACUGGGAACCAACCUUCGACCGAACGUCGGGGCAGUAUAUUCUCUGGUUUCGAUUUGCCAACGUUCGUGCAGACGGCAUUCAAGAAACUCCAAUCUGAUGUCGAACUAAGUGUUGAUGUAACCAUUGGCGACUAUAAAACCACCCUCCAAUAUACCCAGAAUUCUGUUCCGACUACCACUGAUGAUUCACUUAAUCUUCUUUUGCCCGUGUUAGCGCGACCUAUUGUUCAAAAAGUUGUUGGCGAAUCUGUUCUCGGAAUCGAUACGGUUCUCAUCACAAAUCCUCAACAAAAUUCCUUUGGCACCCAACUAAAAGGCAGCAUCUCAAACGCUGGUCCCUUCGACGCGACCAUUGCGUUUCCAUCUGGCCUCAUGAUCUCCUGGCAAGGGAAGCAGCUUGGUAAGAUUAAGAUGCAAGAUAUCAGCAUUGUGGGGGACGUUGGAGCUAGCCUCGACUCCCGGUCAGAUUUCGAAGCCACAGAUGUCGACCAUUUGACAAAAUUUACAAAGAUUCUCUUAAACGAAGAAUCGUUUGAUUGGGAUAUUUCAGGCAAUAAUUUGACUGUCACCGCACUUGGAAUCGAAAUUCCUGGCAUUACAUUCUCAUCUAGGAGGGUCACUCUCAAGGGGUUUAAUGGCUUGAAAAACGGCGUCCAUAUUAAAUCUUUUGACCUCCCAUUCAACGACCCCGCGGGCGGUAUUCAUCUCACCCUUCAAGCAAUCACAGAAAACCCAUCCCAAGUUGGAAUUGAGCUCGACUCAAUUGACUUUAACACCUUUGUCGGUGAUGUUAUGAUUGCACCAGUAACCACUACAGGCACCAUCAUUCUUGCGCCGGGAACUACAUCCAAUCUAUCCCUUGUCGGUCGCUUGCUUCCUCAAACUUCUGCUUCCGGCCUUGCAUCGGUUUCGGACGUUUUCAACAACUUUAUUCAGGGUAGAGACAGCCAAGUUAUCGUGCAAGGCUCAAGCGCUGGAUCUGGCAAAGUCACAUGGCUCGAAGAGGGUAUCAAAUCACUUAGAGUAUCCACCACUCUCCCCAAUCAAGGACCUCUCAAUAUCAUUAAAUCGAUCAGCCUUAAUCAGCUUCAGCUGAUGUUCACGCCUGAAACGUCCGAACGCCCUUCUACCAGUAGCAAGUCUACAGACGCCACAUUUGCCCUUCCGUUUGGAUUCCCUCUGGACAUUCCUGCACUCAAACAAACCAUUACUAUCGGGUUUGAGGGAGUCAAUUUUGCUCAACUCGCUAUACCCAAGGGUCCUAGCAGCACAGAUGUAGAGGCUAGAGUCAUCCAUCUUGCUUUUCAGGACGUCCCGCUCACCGUCUUCAGUGGCGGCCAGUUGACCUUUAGUAAAUUCGUCGCAGCAACGACAGCGGGGGAAACGCAGACAAUCAGUCUUUCUGGAACUGCUGAUGCUGACGCACAAACGGCGGUUGGAUUGUUGACCCUCACGAACAUCCUUUUCGCCGUCGAAUCUAAUCUCCAGGGAUUGCAAGGUCUAAACGCCAGACCUGCAAUAGUCGGCAAUAUUGAUGUGAAUCACGGAUUUCCCGAUUUCCUUCUCAUCAAAGUUGAUGCUGCACUUUUCAACCCAAGAUCUGACAUUUACUUAACUUUAGGAGUUGGUGAUGUAUCUUUCUCCUUACAAUUUCAGGAUCAAACUAUUGGUUCCGCCGACAUUAGUAACCUCGUCGUUGUUCCUGGAAAUGCCAGCUAUCCUAUCGAUGUGCAUUAUGCCCCACGAGGAGCCGCGGUAGGCGCAGGCCAGACACUUUUGCAAAACUUUUUACAAGGGACAGACGCCAGGACAAGCAUUUCAGGAUCAACUGAUUCGACACCCAUCGAUUCUGUCAAACUUGCGUUAUCACAAAUUCAUCUUUCACCUGUCAUCAUACCCGGUCUACACCAAACUUUGAUCAAAAGCGUCUCCUUAACCUUUCCCCCGAACAUUGUUCAAACAGGAGUGGCUUCCACCUCGUUUGCUCUCUCUAACCCAUUUACCGCUAGCAUGAGCUUAUUGGAAGUCGGGGCUAUCGCCACGUUUCAGGGCCUUAAUCUUGGGAUGGUCAGCAAGAUGAAUGAGCUGCCGAAUCCCAUUCAAGCCAAAGGACAUAGCGAUGUUACUUCUCCAAAUUUACCCCUGCAGUUCAAUCUCGAUCCCUCAACUAUCAUUGCGUUGCUUCUCUUGGCAUCGAAACAAAAUGACGUUUCUUUGGGUCCACUCAAUGAACUCUUCCAAUUCAUCCUUCGUAACCCACAUUACAGACCGCCCGUGACAUCAUUUGUGGAUACGCAGGUGGCGACCUGUGUUAGCGGCAAACAGUUCGAUGCGACGACCGCGAUCUUGAAGUCCUUGUCGGGCCUCAAAGUGGAUCUGAACAUCGAAGUCUCAGUCAAGUUGGACGAUUUCGCUACCGACCUUGCUUUCAAUCAAAAUUCCGUGCCUGCUAUCACAGAUCAAUCUGCUCUGUUCUUGGUCGGAGCAGUUGCAGGACCCAUUGCCCAGCAUCUUGUAGAUGGCUCAGAGCUGGCAUUUACCGCUGCUGAUAUCACAAACAUCUCGGACGAUGGUUUCGAUCUUGCACUCAAAGGCUCUCUUACCAAUAUUGGCCCUCUUGACGCCCUCAUCACAUUUACUGAGCCUGUUACCGUCAAUUGGCAAGGGAAAGACAUUGCUCGCAUCACCCUUCAACCUAUCUGCGCCGUGGCUGAUAUCGGAGUCCCUGACUACGAAACAAACGCUCGGCUGACAAUUACUGACUCGACAUUCUUCACAGAGUUUGCAACGUUUUUGCUUCAUAACCCUAGCUUCGACUGGACGAUUUCGUCCCAGAAACUUCGAGUAACAGCUCUCGGAACGGUCUUUCAUAAUGUCUCCCUCUCAAAAGUCGUCACUUUCAAAGCGUUUAACGGCCUUCCCGGUGUGACAAUAAGUGAUUUUCAACUCCCGUCUGACGAUCCCGCCGGCGGGAUUCACAUCGAAACCGAUGCACUUAUUCCAUCUGUUGCACAGCUUGGAAUAGAUUUAGGCACGGUCACCUUUAACACGUACUUUCAAGGAACAUUCGUCGGUCCGUUAUCGGCAAGGAAUCUAUACCUUCAAGCAAACAUGGCGACUAGGACUCAUCUGAGUGGUCGCAUUGUUCCCCAAAGCGGGUCAGAUGUGGCUGUUAUUGGAACCCUAUUUUCUGGCUUUCUUGCUGGUCAAAACUCGACACUCGAAACAAGGGGCGAUUCAGUUCAGCCAGCGGGCUCCAUUAAGCCCGUUACCUGGCUCAGUACUGCUUUCAAGUCACUUUCUUUGAGCGUUAGCCUAGCUGGCCAGAAACUCCAGGUAAUACAAUCGAUCUCACUAAAUGACUUGGAGGUCACCCUUAAGUUGCAAGACCAAACCUUCGCACCUCCAACCAGUUCUGAAUCUACUCUAGCCACCUAUAAAAAUCCCUUCGGGUUCUCGUUGCAAGUUGUUGAAUCCGGACAAACCCUCGUUCUCAGUUCUCAAGGCACAGACUUGGCGCAGCUUGACUUACCAAAAGCCCCCGUGAACGGCGGGAUUUCGACUGGCAAUGCUGCUGAACUUGUCAUUUCCUUCCGCGACCAGCCUUUGAAAGCCUUGAAUGAAGCCACAUUUGGUGAUUUGUUUGCUGGCGUCACUCUUAGCAGAAGCCUCGGCAUCACAUUGAAGGGUGCUGUUGACGUUACAGCAAGAACUUCCAUCGGUGACGUUCCCAUAUCCGGAAUACCCUUUGAUGUCCCGACUCAACUCAAAGGCAUUGAUUCGUUUGGCGGAUCAGCGGACUUGAGCGACGUUUCAGUCGCAGGCAGUGGCGGGAAGGGAGGAAACGAAUAUAUUGUUGCUCCUCUAACAACUGCACUGCAAAAUCCAUCAAACAUUUCUUUGAGCACCGUCGACGUCACUCUGCCAGUCGUCUUUCAAGGCGUCAAGAUUGGGCGGGCCGCCAUUCCGAAUUUUGAUCUCAAGCCAGGGAGAAACUACAUUCCAACGGAAUUUCACUACGUACCGGACAACGCAAACGAUACGGUUGCACAGGUUUCUUAUACU